CGCACAAAGAGACGCGGCCGCCAGCCAAUAGAAAUGUAGUUGAAGAUGACGGUGAAAACAUGGCGCUCUGCAUGGCUCGAGUUUCCAGGAGACAGUCUGCUCAGAUCGCACAAAGGCUGCUGGUGGCAGCAUGGCGGCAGGGUGGUUGGCGAGCCAACCAUUCCCCUGGCAAGUCUCUGAAAUAUAUACCACGACGAGCUGUUCUCUACGUCCCAGGCAACGACGAGCGCAAACUCAGGAAGCUCACCUCGCUGAACGUGGACUGUGCUGUUCUAGACUGCGAAGAUGGCGUCGCCCUUAACAAGAAGGCAGAGGCGCGGGAAACAAUCCCAAAGAUGCUGGCUGAACUGAAUCUGGGGCGCACUGAGAAAUGCGUGCGUGUGAAUUCUGUGUCUAGUGGUCUGGCUGACGCUGAUCUGGAGGUCAUUCUACAAGGAGAGGUCCUGCCCCCGGCACUUAUGCUGCCAAAGGUGGAGGACACCGAUGAAGUUCAAUGGUUUGUUGACAGAUUUCAGCACUGCUUAAAAGACCGGAUGCUGAUGGAACCCAUUCGCUUAGUAACCUUUGUGGAGACUGCGGUUGGGUUGCUGAAUUUUAAGGCUGUGUGUGAGGCGGCUCGUCAGCUCGGACCAAAAGUUGGCCUGCAUCAUGACGGAGUAGUCUUCGGCUCUGAUGAUUUCUGUGCCAGUAUAGGCGCAACAAGGACUAAGGAUGCCCGAGAGCUUCUGUAUGCUCGUCAGAAAGUGGUGGUCACCACCAAAGCCUUUGGCCUGCAGGCUAUUGACCUUGUGUACAUUGACUAUCAGGAUGAGGAAGGGCUGCGACAGCAGGCCAGAGAGGGUGCGCUCAUGGGCUUUACUGGAAAGCAAGUCAUCCACCCAAACCAAAUCAAGACUGUUCAAGAGGAAUUCUCACCUAGUCCAGAUAGAGUUAAUUGGGCCACAGAGUUAAUUGCUGCAUUUGAGGAGCACCAGAAAGCAGGAAAGGGUGCGUUCACCUUCCGUGGCAGCAUGAUUGACAUGCCGUCGUUAAAGCAGGCCCAGAACAUCGUCACCUUGGCCAGAGCUGUCAUGGGCAAGUGAGCCAAACCGGGCAGCCAUAUCUGUCACUGCGCGGGACAUCGGACAAAAAACUGUUAACCUCAGACAGAUGCGUGCCCUCUCAGACCAUUAACUGUGGCUCAUCUAUGGCUCUAUAAGGCUGCACUAGAUGGCCUGAUGGGAGUGUCUUCAAUGUCAAAGAAGUGAUUAGAUUAUAGGAACUGAGUUUCCUUAAUUUCAUUUUUGUGAUAUGUAUAUAUAACGCACACUCAUUUUUCAAUUUAUUAGCUAAAUCUACCUUGUAUUCAUGCUAAAGGUCCAUUUUUUUCAUAAAUCUAAAUACAUACAUGUUCAAUUAUUCACUGUGGCCCCUCCAUCCAAUCCAUUAGUGAAAAUGUAUAACCUCUGGAUGACCACAAACUGCAUAUUAUGUGGGUGGUAAGCUGUUCUCAGCACAGAAGUAGCACUGGCACAGUAGGGCGAAAAUAUAUGAAUCAUUUUCCGUAGUGUUGCUCAAAUAUUAAAUGAAUUUUGUCAA
Messenger RNA from Silurus meridionalis, 1578 nucleotides. RefSeq names its product citrate lyase beta like (gene clybl). Gene Ontology annotation, molecular function: (S)-citramalyl-CoA lyase activity. The transcript has 8 exons. The record is from RefSeq and is a predicted model, not a curated record. Gene Ontology annotation, biological process: regulation of cobalamin catabolic process. Bases 60 to 1082 code for a protein of 340 amino acids. NCBI's taxonomy places the organism in Eukaryota, Metazoa, Chordata, Actinopteri, Siluriformes, Siluridae.